This is a messenger RNA of Eruca vesicaria subsp. sativa (arugula), 411 nucleotides long. NCBI's taxonomy places the organism in Eukaryota, Viridiplantae, Streptophyta, Magnoliopsida, Brassicales, Brassicaceae. The record is from the annotation of a GenBank genome assembly.
AUGAUGAAGCUUGUGCAGAUUCAAGAUAUCAUUCUGACCAUGGAAGUGGUUCGAUUAGUACCAAUAAACACUUCUCCAUGUCUUUUGGUUUGUGGGAUUGUCAAUUAUGCAGGUGGAAUAGACAAACGGCUUUACCAUGAAGACAACACUACUGAGCAGCAGCAUGUAAGGCCAGAGCUUGGGCUUUCUCUGAAGAGAUGUGUCUCUGGGAGUUUAGAGAAGAAUCAAGAUGAAAGCAAGCAUCAAAAGCUUAUUAGCCUCGCUGAUGCAUCAACCUUCUCACGUUCAGGUGAGCCCAAGACACCAAAACAAUCACAUGAAAAGCUAUUAAGAAGAUGUGAUCAGGGAAGCGUUAAACCGAGCAGCAACCAUAAGAAUAUAGGAUCACCAGCUUCUUUUGUCCGGGACUAG